CUACCAGUCAAUUGGUGGCUUGGGGUAGGUGCGCGAGUCAAACGUAUCUCAAAAAAAGAUUGGUCUGGGUCUAAGUAGACUUUCUUGGUCUUGGAUCAUCUUUUGUUCGGUAUACCUUGGUAAUACUACUAUUAGGGUAUAUGAAGGGUGAGAAAUUGAACGGGUGAACUCAUUUAUUUCAGCAUACGGGUGGCGCAAGAUCGACGACGAUGGGGGCCUUCACAGCUGUUGUAAACGGCGCUGCCGAAUCAACGUACCCCGAAUCGAGGGUGCUUAUCAUCAUCACCGGAGGCACAAUUUGCAUGCAGCCGUCUGCAGGCGGUCUUGUUCCUGUCGAUGGGUUUUUAGAAAAUGCGAUGGCACCGCGGCCAUCGUUCAAUGAUAUGUCUGAGAGAAUCCCAUUAAGUGCGGUCAAGGAUGGCAACAAAGUUACUAUCAACAGCUUACGCACACCCCCGAGCUCGUACUCGAGGCACAUCCGAUACGGUGCCCUCGAAUUUUCACCGUUGCUCGAUUCUUCAAGUAUUAGCAGUUUUGGCUGGACUCAGAUUGCAAGUACUAUUAAGGCGAAUUAUCAUUUAUUUGAUGGGUUCGUCGUGCUUCACGGAACCGACUCUCUAUCGUAUUCGGCAUCCGCUUUAUCUUUCAUGAUGGAAGACCUAGGAAAACCCGUUGUCCUGACCGGUUCACAAGCGUCCAUCUUCGCUCUUCAAUCAGAUGCCGUCGACAACCUUCUCGGCUCCCUCAUCAUAGCCGGCACCUUCGUGAUCCCAGAGGUUUGCCUGUUCUUCCACCACACGUUAUUCCGCGGCAAUCGGACUACCAAGGUCUCCGCAUCGUCCUUCGAAGCGUUUGCCAGCCCCAACUGCGAACCCCUGGCCAAGGUCACCAGCCUUGGCGUCGACGUCAAUUGGUCGCUCGUCCGGCGCCCGACAAAGAUCGCCCAGUUCGCGAUCACGAGCUACUUAGACACAGCGCAUGUGGCCUGCGUUCGUAUCUUCCCGGGUAUCAAGCCCGAGAUGGUGGACUCGGUUUUAAAGGUGCCGGACCUGCGCGGCCUGAUUCUGGAGACCUUCGGUAUGGGCAACGCACCUGAGGGCGUCGACGGUAGUUUAACGAAGGUUAUCUCAUCAGCCGUUGAGCGUGGUGUUGUUAUUGUCAACGUCAGCCAGUGUACAAACGGCUUCGUGUCUCCACUUUACGCCCCUGGAUUCGCACUGGGAAGGGCCGGCGUCGUGUUCGGCCACGACUUGACUUCCGAGGCCGCACUAACGAAGCUUUCUUACCUUCUCGCGCUACCCGGGCUCAGUAAUGCUGAUGUCGCAUCCCGCAUGGGGAGGUCCCUGCGCGGUGAAUUGACCGAGCUUAUGACGCCCAGCUUUUCGCACCCCCCCUCCGUGUCAGGGGAUAGCGGACCCGACAUAGGACGUCUAGGAAAGCCGGAACAGGCGUUCGCUGCGCUAGGGUACGCGAUCGCGGCGGGCGAUGCGAAGUCCGCGAUCGAGAUUCUGGAUGAGGCGGACGAGGAAUGGCUGCUGCUGCAAAAAGCCGAUUAUACGGGAAAUUCGGCCGUGCAUCUCGCGGCCGUGGGUCCAGAUCCGGAAGUGCUGAAGGAGUUGCUGGUUAGAGGGGCCAGUGUGCAUGCGAGGAAUAGAGCGAAUAAUACGCCGUUGUUUUUGGCGGAACAGGCGGGGAAUGUCGAGUGUGUUAGGUUGUUGAAGGAGGCCGGGGCGGUGCUUUGGGAGGAGGAAAAGGGGAAGGGGGUUUAAGGACGUGGAUAGGGAGUAUGGUUAUACCCGAUGGUGGUGGUGGUGGUGAUGAUGGCUCCAGGCUGGAGCGUUUAUGAAUAGGGGUAGGAUAGAUUGGUAUUCGCCUAGGGGAAGUUUAGACGCUUGGUAUAAGUAGAGGUGUCCACAGGAGGACGGGGCAUGUUUUUAAUCGACUUACAGCGACUCCUUAGGUAUAACCCUUGUUUCCAAAGGAUGAAAUGCAUUUUCGGCUUGAAAUCACCUUAA
Molecule: messenger RNA, 2015 nt
Organism: Annulohypoxylon maeteangense
Lineage: Eukaryota; Fungi; Ascomycota; Sordariomycetes; Xylariales; Hypoxylaceae
Product: asparaginase-domain-containing protein
Exons: 3
Coding region: 210-1769 (519 amino acids)
Molecular function (GO): protein binding; asparaginase activity
Source: RefSeq, a predicted model, not a curated record